Messenger RNA from Asparagus officinalis (garden asparagus), 1077 nucleotides. RefSeq lists its product as uncharacterized. Lineage: Eukaryota; Viridiplantae; Streptophyta; Magnoliopsida; Asparagales; Asparagaceae. The transcript has a single exon. The record is from RefSeq and is a predicted model, not a curated record. Bases 139 to 939 code for a protein of 266 amino acids.
CCUGCAUCCUCUAUUCCCAUCCUCCCAUUAUUUAUCUCAACCCUGUCCUCUUACAUCGCAUAAUACCUCCAAACGCCUUCUCAUCUCUCGCUUCAACAACAUCUCCCACCCCUCCUCUCGAUCUCAACCCGAAUCCUCAUGGCCCAACAAGCUCACUGGGAGACAUUCAGCGACGAGGACGAUGACGACGGCAACAACAGCAACAACGACGAUGCUCUAUCCCUCUCUGAUCUCCCUGUUGGAUGCCUCGCGGAGAAGCAAGCGACAGGGUGCAAGCCCUCAGAAGCCUUGGAAGACUUCGAAUUCCGGACGUGCGGGAAUGGGCUCCUCUUGAAGCCCGGCCCAGCGGCGGAGGCCCACAUGUGCGUCGCCGAUGAUAUAUUCUUCAAAGGCCAACUGCUCCCGCUCAAAAGCUGCAGCUCACAAUCCGAUCGUAGCCUUAGCAGUAACAGCGUCAGCAGCACUUCCAACUGCAGCAGUUCUUCGGUCAGCAGAAGUCAAUCGUCAAGCAGUCAUUCGAGCAAUUGCGACGCGCCAAGACUGUCGAUAUCAAACAAGUUCUACGCGCACCCUAGCCCGAGACCGCAGGUAAUUCGAACCAACAUUAGCUCGGGUCGGAAGAGUACCGGCUCGGCUCCGCCAAGAUGGGCCUUGCUCCGGCUAGGUGUGGUCAAGACACCCGAAAUUGAGCUCAAUGGCUUGAAGUUGAGGAGGUUGCGGUCCAACGAGAGCAAAUGCGAGCCCAAGGCGAAGAAGUCCGGGCCUAGGUUCGGGUUCGGGUGUAAAUGUGCACCCGAUGUGACGGAGCCCGUGCUAAUAAGGAAGAAGAAGGUGGACGCGGUGAUCGGGUACGAAAAAAGGGAGAGUAUUUGCAAGAGUAGCAGGAUGUUUGAAUGGUUAGAGGAGCUUUCAAUUGGUAAAGGGUCAGCGUCGAGAUAGGCUACAUUGUGUGAAUUGGUGAUCAUUGUGACACUAUUUUUUUUUUCUUGAUUUUGGCGAGAGAGAUGAUCUUUGGGGAGCUUUUGAUUUGAAUUUCUGACAUGAUUCUUUUGGUAACAUGUUGAGUGUUGGGGGUCA